AUGCUAGUGCCAUUAUCCAAGGAAAAGCUCCUGCUGCAGCACCGUUGCAGUGCUUGCCUCAACACUGAGGAGCAGGCACAGAAGUGGCAGUGCACAGAGGAUGCUUCUGGCAAACUUCGAAUUCACAAGUGCAAGGUGCCGAGCGACAUCCUGGCCAUGAGGAAGCGAGCGCGCAGCCUGCACUCGCGGGGGUACAGCAAAGACAAGGACUGCAGCUGCGGAGACGCCGAUUACCGCGGCAGCAGGACACAGAGGAAAAAUCAGAGACAGUUCCUGAGAAACCCUAAUGUGCAGAAAUACAAGCCUCGAUUUGUUCACACUCGCCAAACCCGGUCCCUGUCUGUGGAAUUUGAGGGUGAGAUAUAUGACAUAAAUCUGGAGGAAGAAGAGCUGCAGGUGCUGAAGACCAGGAGUAUCACCAAGCGUCACAAUGUUGAAAAUGAGGAGGAAGGAGAGGAAACUCCUCGUGCCGCCCGUGACAUGAUGGUCGCUGAUGGCACUGAUGCUACAGGUCAACCCAGCUCUGUCAGAGUGACACACAAAUGUUUCAUUCUUCCAAAUGACACCAUUCACUGUGAGAGGGAGCUGUACCAGUCUGCCAGAGCCUGGAAGGAUCACAAGGCUUACAUUGAUAAGGAGAUCGAAGCUCUCCAAGACAAAAUUAAGAAUUUGAGAGAAGUUAGAGGACACCUAAAAAGAAGAAAACCAGAUGAGUGUGAUUGUAGCAAACAGAGCUAUUACAACAAAGGGAAGGGUGUAAAGGCCCAAGAAAAACUCAAGAGCCAUCUUCACCCCUUCAAAGAAGCAGCCCAGGAGGUGGAUGGCAAGCUGCAGCUGUUCAAGGAGAGCCGGAGAAGGAAGAAGGAGCGGAAGGGGAAGCGGCGCCAGAAGAAGGGAGACGAGUGCAGCCUUCCUGGGCUGACCUGCUUCACCCACGACAACAACCACUGGCAAACAGCACCGUUCUGGAACUUGGGCUCUUUCUGUGCUUGCACCAGCUCCAAUAACAACACUUACUGGUGUUUGCGAACAGUUAAUGACACCCACAAUUUUCUGUUCUGUGAGUUUGCAACUGGCUUCUUGGAAUAUUUUGAUAUGAACACUGAUCCCUAUCAGCUGACCAAUACCGUUCACACAGUGGAAAGAGGCAUUUUGAAUCAAUUGCACAUCCAGCUUAUGGAACUGCGAAGCUGUCAAGGCUACAAGCAGUGCAAUCCAAGGCCAAAGGGACUUGAAACAGAGGACAAUUAUGGGAUGGAUGGGAAGGCUAAGCUGCCCAGUUUCACUGGCGACAUUGACUGGCAAGGACUGGAAGACUUGUACAGUGUGAAUGAAAGUGCAUAUGAAUACAGACACAACUUUAGACUUAGUCUGGCUGACUGGACUAAUUACUUGAAGGAUGUAGAUAGAAUGUUUGCACUGCUGAACAGUUACUACCAGCAAAAUAAACCAGACAAGGAUAACACUGGUCGAAGCAACGGGGACGAAUCAUCCACGCCGUUCACCUUGGUGGAAAUGACUUCUGCUGAGGAGUCCAGCGGCCUGACUGCAGAAGAGCUGCAGCUCAUUGUGCCAACAGACUUUGCAGCCCUUGCUUUGAGCACGGUGAAUUUAAGCCAGGAGAGGAAACUUGAAUUAAACAACGAUAUUCCUGAGAAAAGCAGUUUGAACGACGCACACUGGAGGAGCAGUCAUCCAGCUGAAAAAUGGAUGGAGGAUAAAGAAUCGGACCGUUUUGAUAUGGAUUUCAGUGGAAACGGUCUGAUAGAGUUGGAGUCCCGGCAUAGCUUCAUGCUACAGCCCAUCAGCAUUCCCCAAAAAGACACUCAUCAGGAUAGUGACACUGUGGAAGACAUAUUUGAAGACCAAAUGUAUCUUCCCAUGAGGUCUGAUGAACCCUUCAUUCAUCAGACUGUAAACAUAUCCAUUAGGGAUUCCCCUGUCAGUACCCAAGAAGAAGGAACUUUCUUUAAAAAAACCAAACAGAGUCCUGCAGGAGAAAGUUCAAAAAUUCUAAAUGCAGAAGGCAGUGCCUCAGCUCCACUCUCCUUGGAUUAGAUCAAGUUGUAAACCGUUAAAUAAGUUCUCCUUUUUCUUAUUAGCAAACUAAUAAAGGUAAUCAAGACAACUGACAUUCCAUGUUUAUUGUAGACACGUUUUGCAGCUAAAUUGAGCCCAGUUCAGUAUUUGUCUCUGUGCAUUAUUUUUUAUUCACGUGCACAUGCUCUCACUGUAAUUCGACACACUGGGAAGCAAGAUUUCCGGUUUUCCAUUAAAAGAAACAGUAUUAACUUUCAAAUGCAGUAGCACAAUCUCUGAAAGCUAAAAUUUAUUUCUUCAAAAAGGAUGUCCAAGUCAUUCUCCCUAUUUCCAAAUGACCCCACUGUGACUGAGUGUUUCAAUUCACCCAGUACGCCCGCAUAAUAUCUUUUUCAUCAAUUAUUUUAACCACUGGCAAUUCUUAAUGCCAUGCUUUCAAGUAAAAUGCACUUUUAAAAUCUGUAUGCCAUACCAUUUAUGCAUCUAAUACCUUAGAGGUUCUUAGUUCGCUCAUUGUCUUAUGAAAUUGUGAAACCAAUAAACAGAAAAGAUGUAACUGAAUAAACUGAAAGAUGUAAACACCAUGGACUGUGGAAAUAGAAUCUUCAAAUAUUAUUUUAGCAAAAAUAUUGCGUGUUUUUGUUGCUUUAUUAAAUUUACUCUCAGAAAGGUAUGGCUAAUGAUUGUUAACUGUAGAAGGAUUUGUCUAAAUUGGAUUGUUUCCCUAUGUGUUGGUAUUGUCAGUAUUAAAAUUCCAUUAAUUUUUCUGACCUUUUUUUUUUUUUUUUGCUGAUACUGGUAAAAAGGUUUACAUCAGUACAUAAAUGUUUUUGUCACCCCACCUGAUUUUCAUUAUUCUGAGCAAUAUCUUGAAAGUGUUAUUAUAAUUUUGAGUCUUAAAUGAUUUUUUGUUUUGAACAGGCAUUAAAGGGAAUGAUAAAAUCAUGUUAGGUUUCCAUUAUUUCAGACACAAAAGGCACAUGAGGGUAAAAAAUAGUAGUUUAGUAAUAAUUUUUGUUGUUGUAUUCUAAAUUUUUUCUUGAACUUUACCAAACAUUAAAUCGUAUUAAGUAUAAUACAAAAAUGACUUUGAAAACUUUCUGUAUUACUCAAAACUUAAUAUUUUCCCUUGCUUUUGUACAAAUUUCUAAAUAAUUAUUACAACAGCAACAAAAGAGAAUUACCUCAAACAGAUGUAAUUCCACAGUGUCCAACUCACGGGUGUAUUUCCUACCUGUUACAUGUUAUUUAGUGUAGUGAAUACUUUUUGGCUAUUGCAAGCACUGCAGGUUAAACUUACAUUCAUUACAUUGUAUUUUAAGUUGAAACUUUUUUAAAAGGAAAUUGGUUUAGUAGGAUUUUAAUAAUUUUAAGCAGUCUUUUUGAUGGACUCUGUAAAUAUGUUAAAAUUACUAGUUCUUUAUCUGAUGUAUGUGUCAUGGGCUGAUAGAAAAACAUAUUUAUGGUCAUGAAUGAUGGUAUUUGUACAUAGGUUUUAAGUUACUAGGAUACAAACUGUGUUUUUAAAUCUUGUAUAAUAUUUCUGUGAUACUUUUAUAGUACAAUUCUGGCUUCGGGAAAGUCUA
This is a messenger RNA of Ficedula albicollis (Collared flycatcher), 3626 nucleotides long. RefSeq names its product extracellular sulfatase Sulf-1-like. The transcript has 10 exons. Gene Ontology annotation, molecular function: glycosaminoglycan binding; N-acetylglucosamine-6-sulfatase activity. The record is from RefSeq and is a predicted model, not a curated record. The coding region runs from base 1 to 2058 and encodes 685 amino acids. Gene Ontology annotation, cellular component: endoplasmic reticulum; cell surface; plasma membrane. NCBI's taxonomy places the organism in Eukaryota, Metazoa, Chordata, Aves, Passeriformes, Muscicapidae.